Molecule: messenger RNA, 5240 nt
Organism: Biomphalaria glabrata
Lineage: Eukaryota; Metazoa; Mollusca; Gastropoda; Planorbidae
Product: homeotic protein antennapedia-like
Exons: 5
Coding region: 567-2249 (560 amino acids)
Biological process (GO): regulation of DNA-templated transcription; neuron projection morphogenesis; central nervous system development
Cellular component (GO): nucleus
Molecular function (GO): sequence-specific double-stranded DNA binding; DNA-binding transcription factor activity, RNA polymerase II-specific
Source: RefSeq, a predicted model, not a curated record
UUAUUCUAUGAACUUUGUUAGCGUGUCUUUUGAUGAGGGGGCAGAUCUUAGGGGCUUUUUACCCCGAUAAAGGUUCUUAUAGCUGAUCAUUUGCUUGUAAUAACGUGUGACGGACUAGACGUACACAGCAAUUGUUAUUUGACAGCAGUGCUCACACCGACUGGACAUCCAGUUAGCUGCUAGCCCGUGUCCAGCUGUUUUCAAAUUACUUUACGUGCAGAUAUUUCUUAGGGUGGAUUUCUUAUCCCUGGACCUCAACACUUAUCUCUGGACCUCAACACUUAUCUCUGGACCUCAACACUUAUCUCUGGACCUCAAGACUUAUUUCUUUAAGUCUUUGCUAUCAAUGUUAUAAUAAUCCUAAAAUGACUUAACGCGUGGAAAAUCUCAAAAAGUUCCGCUCAUUCUGUAAACAAGCUGAAAUUGGACAGUGUUGAACUGAACUCCAGUCAACUCCUACAGAGGAUCCGUUAGCAUCAGUUAUUGGUACUAUGAUGGACUGUUAAGUUAUUUCUGAAUCGACUCGAGUGCCAUAGGAAAGCGAACUGACUAAAAACAGCAGUAAAAUGACGAAAUCAGAAGGCAGGAAAUCGUUUAGUAUCGAUGCUCUGCUAGCAAAGACAACAUCUUCUCCACCAAGCGUGUCUUCGUCGUCACUUCCUCCCAACAAAAUCCCCACCUGUCGCAGCACUGAGGCUGAUGCUACGAACCACGUGUCCACGAAUCAGGAUGCCUUCCCUGCUCGCGUGGCUGACAGAAUCCAGGAAGCCAAGAGCAACCACGUGACUUCGACUUCAGCUCCUCACAUUGUGGCCAACUUCGCUGCCAAGAGAGAUGCCAAGUCUUUGAGGGAUGAAGCCAAAGCUGACUCCGGGACACCUCCUACACAGGCAGUAGACAAAAGCCCAAAGCACGAACUGGCCACUUCUGAAAAGAUGUGGAGACAGGGGGAAAGAGGUAGAGAGAUUGACAAGCUGCUUGUUUCUGGGCGUAAGAUGCUGGAAACAGACAUAGACUUCAUGGCCAGGCAUCAAUAUCUCUUUUCUCAGACACCUCUUUAUUCAGCGUCCUCUCUCUCGCCCUCUUCUCCUCUCUCAUCUCCAGGGUCAGCAGAAGUAAAUACCAGACAGCUUGACCAACCAUCCCCUCAUCAAACAGCUCACCGCGUCAGCAUUCACGCCCAAUCGCCAGCACUUUCUCGCUCGCAAUUUCAACAGGACAAAACCCAAGAAAAUACUCACCCAAAAAUCUCUGACCGGAGGUCGGUUUCGGACAAGUCGGUUCACCAGGGAAAUCUGAGCCCUUCAAGAGAAACCCACUCCCCGGGGCCACACUCCCCAAACUCUUACUGCUCAACCUCUCGCAGCCACACUCCCGACUCUCCAGCGGCGUCGCCGCGAGGGCCUGGUGUCAGAGGUGGAAGCCCUCAGCGAUGCUCACCUCCAAACAAUGCUUUCAUUCCAAGACCUGGGCUCCUCAACCUUCCACAUCAUGCAAUGGUGCAGGCGGCUGGACAGUUUGGCUUUCAAAAUGUUUUCCCCAAUUCCGGACUUUAUGGUUACUCAGCUGGUCAAGGGCAAGUCUCGCCCCAUCAUCUCCCCUCCAUGCUUUCAGGCAGUGCGUUUCAUCAUCCGGCUGACCAGGCGUUGAAGCUAGCUCAACUCCAUGGCAUCAACUAUGCUGAAUGGCUGGCUAGGACAGGAAUGUAUGUGUCCAGAAUGGUGGACUACACAGGAGGCUGUGAGUACCUAGGCGGAGCUCAGGCAGCUGCCAUGGGAAAGACACGGCGACCCAGGACGGCCUUCACAUCCCAGCAGCUCCUGGAGCUCGAGAGACAGUUCAAGAUGAACAAGUAUCUGUCCAGACCCAAACGUUUCGAGGUGGCCACGUCCUUGAUGUUAACUGAGACACAGGUAAAAAUCUGGUUCCAGAACAGAAGAAUGAAAUGGAAACGUAGCAAAAAGUCCAGCACCGACUGCAAGUCUCGUUCUGAAGACUCCAGCAAUGCAAACCUUGGCUCCAGUCACGGCAGUAAGCCAAGCCAAGUGGCGGAUGAAUCCAUGGAGACGUCUGAGGACAAGGAAGACAUCGGCAACGAGAACAUUGACGUCACGGAGCUGGAUUAUGACGAGGACGAUGGGCCGGAGGACAUGUAUCGUCCGUUGCCAGGCAACGAGCAGGAAGUACUGCAAAACUUACAAUUCAUGAAAAAUAGCGAAGGUCUGAAUAUGAUCGAAGCCAUGCACUGAUAUCAAGUAAGCAAAACAUUUUAAAUCAUGAACGAAGCCAUGCAUUGAUAUCAAGCAGCCAAAACAUUUCAAAUCAUGAUCGAAGCCGUGCACUGAUAUCAAGUAGGCAAAACAUUUCAAAUCAUGAUCGAAGCCGUGCACUGAUAUCAAGUAGGCAAAACAUUUCAAAUCAUGAACGAAGCCAUGCACUGAUAUCAAGUAAGCAAAACAUUUCAAAUCAUGAACGAAGCCAUGCACUGAUAUCAAGUAGGCAAAACAUUUCAAAUCAUGAUCGAAGCCGUGCACUGAUAUCAAGUAGGCAAAACAUUUCAAAUCAUGAACGAAGCCAUGCACUGAUAUCAAGUAAGCAAAACAUUUCAAAUCAUGAACGAAGCCAUGCACUGAUAUCAAGUAAGCAAAACAUUUCAAAUCAUGAUCGAAGCCAUGCACUGAUAUCAAGUAGGCAAAACAUUUCAAAUCAUGAUCGAAGCCAUGCACUGAUAUCAAGUAGGCAAAACAUUUCAAAUCAUGAUCGAAGCCAUGCACCUUUCACGUUAGCACUACAUUUUAAAAAUGCAAAGCUAUUUUGGUCUCAACGAUCUUUAUUUCUAGAAGACCAAGAUGUACCCAUCUUUUUCAUCCUGCACUCCGAGAAGACCUAAAAGAUUGUCUGCUCAGAGUUCGACUCAAUGAGGCCAAAUUUUUAUAAAGCGUAAUCAUUGAUCAUGAAAAGAUCAAGCUUUUUUUUUUUAAUGCCCAAUAACAUUAAGAAAGACGUGAACUCCCGCUGAAAUGUCUUCAUAGAGGCAAGGUAGACAACCGAUACUGCUGGUAGGCAGUUAAAUCCAGACUGCAAUGAUUUUGACAGUUAUUCUCACACUGGUACAGCAGUGAGGAAGCAUUUUGGAGAUUCUAUAGGAUUUGAUGGUGACUCAAUAGAAAACAACAGAACCAACUUUGAAGUCACGACACACUAAAGCAACGAUGCUUCUACGCGAGAUUAUAAAGUGUAGGCCUAUCACAGCUUUAUAUUCAUGAAAAGAUGAAAAAAAAACGACUUUCAGAAUAUAAGAACUUGAAAACACUGACAGUUUUUAGCGAAUGUACAAUCCUUCUCUUUCAAAUGCUUGUUGGUACAUAAUUUCUAUGGAAUUUUAUGGUUCAGUUUAUAAAUUUUUAUUCUGAAGUAGCCAUUUCCAAUCAUGCAGUGAUUUCCUAUCAAGAACUGUGUGACAAGAAGCUUGGGUCAGGCUAAAGCUGGACAAAACCACCACGACUCUGUCAUUGUUUGACUUUAAUACAAGACAUUGCAGAUCGACAACUCUAUCCCCUUCCAUACCUUCUGGUGGAAAAGAAAACAGAUUAAGAGGAAGACAAAGUCAAUAAAAAUACGAUAAAAAAAGACAAUAAAUUAUAAUGCUGACACAUCACCACAAAUUUCCUCAGUGGACACCUUUGUGGAGACUACAAUGAAUUGUGUUUCCUUCUAUCGAAUCUCAACCAAUCAAAUGGAAAUUUUGUCCGACUAAAAUUGUCCACCUCAGCGUAACUACUGUAACAAUAACAUUAUAGAUGCAAAUACGAACAGCAUUCACACAUUAAACACAUGCCUAACUCUAUUGACUGCAAUAUUACGAUAACAAUAAAUAGACUUAUGUAACAUACCUAUAGCAAGAGUAUAUCAGUUCUUUUUCCCAAGAAUACAAUCAUGUUUCAGUAGAAUAGUGGCAGAAAAAAAUAUUUGCUUUGAAGAAAUAAAAAAAUUAGUAGUUUUGACCUCCUGGUAAUGCUCACACAUAAUUUUGUUUUAGCACUUUGCUUGAAUCAGGUCCUAUAUGUUAAUUGUGCCCUUAUUUCCUUGUAAAUGUGAGGCUUGGGUUGCUCUCUACAAUGUAGAAAUUAUAGAAUUUCUUAAUUUAGAGUUAAAUUGAUUGUGUUUUAAAGCGUUAAGCUAGGUAUCAGUACAGGGACAGUAUCAAGCGAUCCCCCAAAGAAACUUUGGGGCUAUUUUAUAUUUGUAUAAUAUUGUAAUUAUUGUAUUGUAGGCUGUAAAGUUGUAUUUUACAAAGUUUUGUAACUCAUGCCAUAAAUUAUUAUAAAAUAAAAUUGUUGAAAAAAAAAAAGAAUGUUGAAUGUAUACAAUGAAAGUUGAUCUGUGUGCACUUUAAAUCUAACCUCGUGAAUGGAGUCAUGUUGUUGAACAUGUUGGUGUGUUGUUGAACAUGUUGGCGUGUUGUUGAACAUGUUGGUGUGUUGUUGAACAUGUUGGCGUGUUGUUGAACACGUUGGUGUGUUGUUGAACAUGUUGGCGUGUUGUUGAACACGUUGGCGUGUUGUUGAACACGUUGGCGUGUUGUUGAACACGUUGGCGUGUUCAGUUGAACACGUUGGCGUGUUGUUGAACACGUUGGCGUGUUGUUGAACACGUUGGCGUGUUGUUGAACACGUUGGCGUGUUGUUGAACACGUUGGUGUGUUGUUGAACAUGUUGGCGUGUUGUUGAACAUGUUGGCGUGUUGUUGAACAUGUUGGCGUGUUUCUACAGGUCUAUGAUGUUCAGUUGUAUUACCUUAUUUUAUACGUAAUAAAUCAAUCGAACUUUCUCUUCGAACUCCAAACAUUGAAGUAGUGUUGAUGUAUUCUAUGGUAAAUAACAUGGCAGCCAGGUCGUGUAGUAUGCACUUCAGACUGUCGCCUGGAUUGUCCAAAGUUCUAACACUGGGCUUGCGCUAAGAUGUAAUCAUCUUCAUUUGAGAAGAAAAUCUUUAGAGAUAGGAGAACUUACUUCAAACUUAAUACCAAAGGUUUGGAACUCACUCCCCAUUGAUCUCAGACAGACAACAUGCUAUACCACUUUUAAGAAGAACAUUAAGACCUACUUGUUUAAAACUUUUUUAGAUUAACUGUUAUUUCGGCAGUUGUGUUUAUGUUUGUAAUGUUGUUACAGCGCCUUGAGCCUACAUUUUGUUUGUUAACAGCGCUUUAUAAAUAAAAUUAUUAUUAUUAUUAUUAU